Molecule: messenger RNA, 1660 nt
Organism: Juglans regia (Persian walnut)
Lineage: Eukaryota; Viridiplantae; Streptophyta; Magnoliopsida; Fagales; Juglandaceae
Product: anthocyanidin 3-O-glucosyltransferase 7-like
Exons: 1
Coding region: 104-1516 (470 amino acids)
Molecular function (GO): UDP-glycosyltransferase activity
Source: RefSeq, a predicted model, not a curated record
UAACGUUUUGUAACAAGUUAAGUAUUAGAAUUUAGAACAGCAUUCCUCGCUUGAUCCCUCGCUCGAUUAAAGAGCUACAUCCAGGCCGGGCAGGUUUGAGAUCAUGUCGCUCACAGAAAAGCCCCCGCAAAAGCAUGUGGCGGUGUUGCCUUUCCCAUUCGGCAGCCAUCCAGUGCCUCUUCUGAAUCUGGUUCGCAAAUUAGCACACGCUGCCCCUGACGUUCGGUUCUCUUUCAUAAACACUGCCAAGUCCAACCACUCACUCUUCUCCGCUGCAAAAGCCGACGUCACCUUCCCACCCAACAUAAAAGCCUAUGAUCUCGACGAUGGCAUACCGGUGGGUCAUGUGCUUUCUGAAAAUCCACUGGAGGCAGUGGAACUUUUUCUCAAUGACUCCCCGGCCGACAACGUCAAAAGGGGGAUAGAGGCGGCAGUCGCGGAGACUGGGAAGAGUAUCUCCUACUUGUUCUCCGAUGCAUUCCUGACAUUUGCUGGGGACGUGGCGGAGUCUUUUCAUGCUGCAUGGAUCCCGGUUUGGCUCGCUUUGCCCUCCUCACUCUCUUCUCAUGUUUACACCGACCUUCUCCGCAAGCGUUACUCCUGUAAUUACGUUGGGGCUGGAGCUAGACGUGAAGAUGAAGAUGGAACCCUGGAAUUCAUUCCAGGGCUGUCAUCAAUGCGUGUUUCAGACUUGCCGGAGGAGGUGCUGGUACUGGAGAACCAAGAAGAGUCACUUUUCUCACGCGCGCUGGCCCAAACUGGAUGGGUGCUACCACGAGCUACUGCUGUAGUAAUGAGCUGCUGUGAAGAGCUAAACCCUCCUCUUCUCAAUCAGGAUCUAGAAACGAAGUUCGGAAAGGUGCUUAACGUGGGCUUUCUCACCAUAUCGUUGCCACCACCGCCAUUGCCACCGUCGAGCUCGGAUUUAACGGGGUGCCUGUCGUGGUUGGAUGAGAGGAAAGCUAGGUCGGUCGCUUAUGUUAGCUUUGGAACUACGGCUUACUUACCCCAUAAAGAGUUAACGGCAAUUGCCGAGGCACUGGAAGCGAGUGGGAUUCCAUUUCUUUGGUCUCUCAAGGAUAAUAUGAAGGAACUCCUGCCCGGAAAGUUUCUUGAAAAGACAAGCUCGCAAGGAAAAAUAGUGGCAUGGACGAAUCAAACACAAGUGCUUGCACAUACUUCGAUAGGUGUCUUCGUGACGCACUGUGGUUGCAACUCUGUGUACGAGGGUAUGGUAUUUGGAGUGCCGAUGAUCGGCCGGCCGUUCUUCGGUGACCAACGAAUGACUGGACGGUUGGUAGAGGAAGUAUGGAAGAUUGGUCUCAUAGUAGAGGGUGGAAAACUCACAAAGGGUGGUUUGCUUAAGAGCUUGGAACUCAUCCUGGAUCAUAAAAUAGGGAAGGAGAUGAGGGAGAAGGCCCAAUCCCUCAAAGAUAUUGUACACAAGGCUGCUAGCCCCGGUGGCAGUGCUACUCGAGAUUUCAGUAAUUUGGUGGAGUUGAUAUCUGCGUCUUAAGCUAGCUAGCAAGACUCGUGUGUAAGCAGUUGAUGAUCUUCGUGUUUUCUGAUCAGUCUGUGUAGCCGCCUCAAAACUGAUUCACCAUGCAUCUAUGUGAUGAAUUAGUUAAUUAAUAAUUAAUCCAUGCGUGACUUGUAUUAA